GGGUCUCCUCUUUAGGUCUCACUGGGUAAUAGCAGCCAUUGAGAGCGAGGCCAACAAUGACCAGGGUUGCCGCCUUAACUGCGACAGGGAAGGUGACCUUGUGGGCGAUCCGUUCGACUGCUCCAUCUAUUACAAGUGCGAGUCUAAGGGUCUAGUUGGCCCUCUUCUCUGCCCCGGCGACCGACCUUACUUCAACGGGAUGACUUGCGCUGAGGACCCGAUUCGGUGUUGCAGUCACCCUUGCGCUCCCCUCUGCCGCAUCGAAGGCACUCAAGUCGCGGACCCAAAGAACUGCUGCAUGUAUUACAUCUGUGCCGGAGAAGGCGAGCCCUCAUCUGAACUUCACUUUCAGUGUUCUUCAGGCAAAGUUUUUGACGCGACCACAGGGCGCUGCGUCGUGGGAACGGAAUGCACGAAUUCCUGUGGCGUGGAAGCUGAGGAAGCAUUAGACGCAGCGGUGCAGCAGCGCCUGGAAGCCAGUGAUGCUUCGCUGGAGGACUCCCGUGGUGAAGAACGGGUGUUGGUUGAGGCGUGGUAAAGCAAGAUUGAAAUGGUGUGGUCAGAGACAAUUAUCAGGCUUAUAAUACUUAAACACCGACACACACACACACACACACACACACAC
This is a messenger RNA of Penaeus vannamei (Pacific white shrimp), 625 nucleotides long. Lineage: Eukaryota; Metazoa; Arthropoda; Malacostraca; Decapoda; Penaeidae. The record is from RefSeq and is a predicted model, not a curated record.